This is a messenger RNA of Quercus robur (English oak), 5433 nucleotides long. RefSeq names its product disease resistance protein RUN1-like. The record is from RefSeq and is a predicted model, not a curated record. Gene Ontology annotation, biological process: defense response; signal transduction. The transcript is spliced from 7 exons. Lineage: Eukaryota; Viridiplantae; Streptophyta; Magnoliopsida; Fagales; Fagaceae. Gene Ontology annotation, molecular function: ADP binding. The coding region runs from base 277 to 3648 and encodes 1123 amino acids.
AGUCUUUCUCCCUUAUCUUGUCUUGGCUACACCAGAGAGUUCAUCUCAUGCUCUUCUUUCUCUAUUCAUUUUUCUUUGUUCUUAUUUCUUUCUUCUUCCCUUAUUCUUGCACGGCAGCACCAUCUCACCAAUAGCCCUCCCUCUCUCACCAAAACCAUAUAUCUCUGUCUAAGAAGAAAUUAAACUCUUACUAAAGUUUUAGCUUUAAUUGUGGGUGACAAGAACAAGAACCCGUCAUCGCAUUCGUCACCUUCAAACAUUUAACAAAUCAUCCCGAUGGCUAUCGUGACCAAUGAAAGAGCCUCUUCUUCUUUUUCUUCUUAUUCGUCUUCCACUCACCGAUGGAGCUAUGAUGUUUUUUUGAGUUUUCGAGGUGAAGAUACCCGUUAUGGUUUUACUGGCCAUUUAUAUAAGGCUUUGUGUGACAAGGGUUUUAACACCUUCAUGGAUAAUCACCUUCAAAGAGGAGAAGAAAUUUCAGUGGAACUUCUCAAAGCCAUUGAACUGUCGAUGAUUUCUAUCAUCGUAUUUUCUGAAAACUAUGCGUCUUCUACUUGGUGCAUGAAUGAACUUGUCAAGAUUUUUGAGUGUAAGAAUAAUGGCCAGUUGGUGUUACCAAUUUUUUAUAAAGUGAAUCCAUCAGAGAUACGUAAAAUAAAGGGAAAGUUUGGGAUAGACCUUGCUAAACAUGAAGAAAAAUUAAAAGAUGAUGUGGAGAAGGUUCAAAGGUGGAGGGCAACAUUGACUAAAGCAGCUAAUUUAUCUGGAUUUCUUUACCGUGAUGGCUGCAAUGAAUUCGAAUUUGAAUUUAUCCAAAGAGUUAUUAAAGAAAUAUCAAGUAUGAAAUCAAAUCGCGUGCAUUUAUUUGUUGCUAAAUAUCCAAUUGGAAUAGAUUUUCAAGUGGAGGCCAUAAAAUUGCUUUUAGAUAUGGAUUCAGAUGAUGUUCGCAUGAUAGGAAUUCAUGGUCUUGGAGGAAUAGGUAAGACUACAAUUUCAAGAGCUGUUUAUAAUAAAAUUGCUGAUCUUUUUGAAGGAAGCUGUUUUCUAGAGAAUGUUAGAGAAAUGUCUAAUAUAAAUGGUGGCAUAAUCCAACUACAAGAGACACUUCUCUCUAAGAUCUUACGAGAUAGAUAUUUGAAGGUGAACAGUGUAUCUGAAGGAACUAGUUUGAUAAAGGAAAGACUUCAUUGUAAAAAAGUUCUUUUAAUUCUAGAUGAUGUGGAUACAUCAAAAGAAAUAGAAAAUUUGCUUGGAGAAUGUAAUUGGUUUUCUUCAGGAAGUAGAGUCAUUAUAACAACAAGUGACAAACAAGUGCUAGCUACUCUUGGAAGAGAUCAUCAAAUUUACAAGGUUGAAGAAUUGAAUCAACGUCAAGCUCUUGAACUUUUUAGUCUACAUGCCUUCCAAACAAGUAAACCCAAAGAUGAUUAUUCAAAUCUUGCAAAGCAAAUUAUAUGUUAUGCCAAUGGCCUCCCAUUAGCUUUAAAAAUAAUGGGUUCUGAUUUGUGUGGAAAAAGUAUACCAGAAUGGAAAAGUGCAAUAGAAAAGUAUAAAAACAUUCCACAUGAAGACAUUGAAAAGAUACUUAGAAUAAGUUAUGAUGGAUUGGGAAAAAACGAAAAGGAUAUUUUUCUCGAUAUUGCGUGCUUCUUCAAAGGAUUCCACAAGGAUGAUGUUGUAAAUAUAUUAGAUAGUUGCAAUCUAUAUCCAAUUUAUGGUAUUGGAAAGCUUAUCGAUAAGUGUCUCAUAACUGUUGAUUCAAUUGGUAUUUUGCUUAUGCAUGACUUGCUACAAAAAUUGGGUAGAGAAAUUGUACAACAAGAAUCAAAAGAACUUGAAAACCGUAGCAGAAUAUGGUGUUAUAAUGAUGCUCAUGAAUUGCUAACCGGAAAUAUGGGAUCAAAUAAAAUUCGAGGUAUUAUGUUGCACUCACCUGAACCAAUAAAGGUGUCAUUGAAAUCUAAAGUUUUCAAAAGGAUGAAAAAUCUCAAAUAUCUGAUAGGUGAUGUACACAUUGAUAAAGAACUUGAUUAUCUACCGCAUAAGUUAAGGUUUCUUGAAUGGAAUGUAUCUCCUCUUUCCUUAUCCUCCAAAUGUCUUCCUCCUCAACAACUUGUUGCACUCAAAAUGUCUAGCUUUAUAGUGGAGAAUGUAUUCAAGCAGGAGUUCCAGUACAAAAAUUUGAAAAGUAUCAGACUGAGUAGGUGUGAUUCGAUUACUAAAGUACCCGACUUGUGUGCCCCAAACUUAGAGACAUUGGAAAUUUUAGGGUGUAUAAAUUUAAUUGAAGUUCAUGAGUCCAUUGGAUUUCUUGAUAAGCUUAAAUUAUGGAAAAUUUUGGUUUGUCGAAAACUUGAAAUUCUUCCAAGUAAGCUGGUGUUGAAAUCUCUUGAGUAUUUUUAUCUUAGCUUGUGCAUGAGUCUUAAGAAGUUCCCUGAUAUACACCCAGAAAUGAAACGUUUAAAAGAAUUAGUUUUGUUUUUUAAUGAUUUUAGAGAAUUGCCUUCAUCACUGGGGUAUCUCUCUGGGCUUCGUACGUUAAGUUUUUGCCAUUACCUUAAGGAGUUUCCAAUUCGCAACAACAAAUUGCAACUGCUUGAGGAAAAAGAUACUCUUACUUCCAAAUUGGGAAUGGCCUUUACAAGACCUGGGUUUCUAAGCUUGACAAGUCUAGAUCUUAGUCAUGGAAAUAUAACUGAAUUAGAUUUUUGGAUGCAACCCUAUUGCUUCCCCGUAUUGAGAUCUAUAAAUCUAGCUGGAACUAGUAUUGUUACCAUCCCAGAAAGUAUUAUCAAAUUUACUAGAUUAGCACAUCUUGACAUAAAAAACUGCGAACGGCUUCGGGAUAUUCCAAGGCUUCCGCAAUCUAUAGAAACAGUCAAUGCAGAGAAUUGCAAUUAUCUGGAUCCACAAUCAUCAAUCAAUUUAUGGAAGCAGUUUGGAGAAAUUCUAGGGAUUUUACCUGAAGCUGCAACAAGCAAUAGUCUCCCCGAAUUUGAAUCAGAAAUUGGGAGCUCUGGAUCUGAAUCUGAAAUUGAGAGUGAUAUUGUCCUUGAUGACUCCAAAUCUGAAUCUCAAAUUCAGAGCUCUGGUUUUGAAUUUAAAUCUCAAUUUGACUUCUAUUUACCUUAUCUUCUACUGCCAGGAAAUGAGAUUCCAAAGUGGUGCAAAUUUAACCACCAGAGCGUUGGAAAUUCCGUAUCAUUCUGGGUCGGUCCCAAAUUUUCAAAUUUGGAUGUCUGUGUUGCUUUUCCGUAUCAUUCGUGGUUCGCCUAUUUCAGUGACGAUUUUUCAAUUGGCAUUUCCAUUAAUAAUUGUGAAAAACAAAUUAUUUGUAGGGCUCAUGUAACAAGUGAUACUGAUCAUCUGUGGUUAAUUUAUGGGCAAUUGAAUAUAUCAAAUCCAUGUGAACAGAAUCAUAUUGAGCUUGAGGUUACAGGUUCAAAAAACUCAAGAUCCGAUUACACAAAUUGCUUGAGGUUCCAUGUAGAAUGCAUCUGUUGUCCUCCAAGACCCGAUAUUCCUCUCAUCCCCAUGGCUCCUAUUCUGCCACAUGUGUGGGAUCAAUGGGCUUUUAACAAUGUAGAUGAAGAUUCAAGGCUUUCAAUGGAAACAACCGCAUUAAUGGGUUUGAAGGCUGUGAUUUAAGUUUGCUGCCACCCGGCUAUCCCGUGGGAUACGAUUACACUAGGCAGAUUUCUUUGCCAUCCGUGGCUUCUAAUGGAUACCAAUUACACUUUGGGUUCAUCUUCAAUUGGCCAUGCCUUUGUAAACGAUGAAUUGGCCUUGAACCUGUAUCCACCGUCGAAAUGGGAACAUGUCUUUCAAACUUGGGAGAAAUGUGACUCCAUCCGAGAACAACCUUUAAAUUUAGAACUGGAAAUCAAGUUCUGAAGAUUGGCAUAACAAAUUAACUGUCUUCUCUCUUUCAACAAUAUUCUUCACUGGUAAUGUUAGUUAUCAUCGGAUAAAAUUUCAUUUCUAGAUGGUCAUUUCAAAAUUUGGCACCUCAGCUUACUUUCCUCUAGGGCCUUGAUUAUAGAUAUGCUUUACUGAGUUAAUGACUAGAAUUCUUUUAAAUGCCUUUUACUUGUGUCACUUACAGGAUAUUCCUUCAUUAACAAAUGAAGCUGUGAAAGGGCACCCUGGUGUGUCUUAUGACAUUACUGCACCUCUUGGUCUGCAUAAUCUACUAGUGGUAUAAAAUUUUAUCCUUUACCUUCUAUUGGGCCAAAAUCUGAAUAACUGUCUCUUAAGCUUUGCCAAAAAUUUAAAUUGUGCUCGACUUUAUGAUUGGGCUAUGUGCUCUGAUUUCUUUCUUACCCAAAAAAAAAAAAGUUUUUCCCUUUCUUCAUAAGCAAUACUUUCAUAUAAUACUCUUGAUUUCAUAAAUUAAAACUAGCACCCUUGUGGGGCCAAUCUGGUGGAUACCUUGCUUGAAGUUUUUGGUAGUAUUUAGAUAGACAGGCUUAUAUGUCCUUAACUUAGAUGGUUUAAUAUUGCAGGAUGUUGUUAAUGAUAGGAUAUUCCUUUAUUAACUGCUGAAGCUGUGAAAGGGCACCCUAUGUGUCUUAUGACAUUAUUGCACUUCUUAUUGUUUUGAUGAACAAAAAAUGGGUAGGGGGCAACUUGAGUUGGUGUCUUCUACCUGGGCGUAACCAUAGUGGUACCCUACCCACUAGGCCAGGGCCUGCAGAAACAGGGGAUCCAGAUGAGUCAUAACUAUGCACCUCUUGGCCUGCAAAAUUUACUUGUUGUAUAAAAUUUUAUCAUUUACUUUCUAUUGGGCCAAAAUUUGAAUAAUUCUCUUAUGCUUUGCCAAGAGUUUAAAUUGUGCUCGACUUUAUGAUUGGCUAUGUGCUCUGAUUUCUUUCUUACCUAUAAAAAAAAUGUUUUUCCCUUUCUUCAUGAGCAUUACUUUUACAUAAUACUCUUGAUUUCAUAAAUUAAAACUGGCACCCUUGUGGGGCCAAUCUGGUGGAUACCUUGCUUGGAGUUUUUGGUAAUAUUUGGAUAGAGAGGCUUAUAUGUCCUUAACUUAGAUGGUUUAAUAUUGCUGGAUGUUGUUAAUGAUAGGAUCAAACAUUGUUUAUGCCAUGUAGUAGGAGAUCGGAUGAGUUUGCAGCUUGUGCAUGCUUUAUUAAUUUAGAAAUUGUUGAGCAUAUUGUGGAAAUCUUUUUUAGUAAGAGGCUACUUCAAUGUGAAAUCUUAUGGAAGCGUCUUACAAUUGGAUAUAUAUGGCUUAUGCAAUUGUGUUGUAGCCAUGAUUUCAAAGGAAGCACUACUAUUUGGAGAGAUAAGGUAAAUGGAAGCUUUUAUUAUUAGCUUACGUUGUACUAGCAAUUAAGAGUUACAUUAUAGACUAAUCAAAGUAUACAAUUUUGUACACUUUUUGCAAAUAUUAAGACUUUUUGUGUUGGAGACUUUUUGUUA